Oncorhynchus gorbuscha (pink salmon) is the source of this 1585-nucleotide messenger RNA. It is a transcript of the gene iqcc, whose product is annotated as IQ motif containing C. Gene Ontology annotation, molecular function: protein binding. Bases 375 to 1034 code for a protein of 219 amino acids. NCBI's taxonomy places the organism in Eukaryota, Metazoa, Chordata, Actinopteri, Salmoniformes, Salmonidae. The transcript has 5 exons. The record is from RefSeq and is a predicted model, not a curated record.
AAAGUCAUUUGGUUCACACCACUCAUUUUCGCGUGUGGCGUUGAUUUUUAGCAAGACGCCAUACCGAGACCAGGCAGCCAAAUAUUUUUGGACAGCCGUAGCGUUACGAAAUUUGCAAAAAUAAGUACUUCCGGGGUCGCUCACAUAUUUUUCAAAAUAAACACCAAUAGCGACAUAACGCAGAACUGACUAAUAAUAGCUUUGAAUAUAUUAGACAUAUAGACGAGUUUUCAACGUAUAAGGAGAUGUUGAUAUAUAUUUUAAAUUACACAUUUCACGAAGGGACUUUCAUUUUCACUUGACGUGAUUGUGACACCGGAAAAGGAACAAAACUCUUGUUUAUUUCCCGCGAACUUUGCCUCGUUACCAUAGCAAUGGAGGGACGCGAGUGUACUUUCAUACUUUUUCAGGCACACGCUCGUGGAUAUCUCAUGAGAAAGGAGAUCAACUGCGCACGUUCAGAGUUUGAGGACAUUGUGAGAGAUAUCGAUGGAGAAGUGAACCACUUAGAGUGGAAGGGGCACAUUAUUGCCAUUCCUCACUUCAAAGACGGUGGCCCAUCUGGUAUCUUCACCAAAAAACAUGCGGAAGAAGCACCAGACGGGGGAAGCCAUUCUCUGGAGCAGCCAGGGGAGAGAGAAGGGGCACAGCUUAUGUCCGAUAGGCUAGAACCAGAGAGAGAUGACCCCUACAGCCAUGGACGGGCAUCCAUCUCCAGGGGCUCCUCCAGGCCUUCUUCUUGUCCACCUGGGGGUGAGAGGGAGACUGAUGGCAGUCAGGGGGAGCAGCUGGAUGGCGGAGGCGUGCUGGAGAGCACAGGGGAUACGACCACUGUCUGGAGCAGUCUGGGUCGAGAUGGUUGUUUUCAGAAAGGUUCCCAGCAGUGGCGUAGUCUGGCCCAGGACGAGCCCCAUACCCCUGAAGCCUUGCAGCUACACAGGAACACUCUGGCCAUGGAGAUGCUAUGGCUUCAACAAGCUAUUGCCAGCCGUAAAAAAUACCUGUCACUGAAAGAGAGUCUGAAUAUUUCCUAAUGGCAGAGGACCAAGGAGAGGCUGUUUCUCUAAACUGGACAUUGAUCUGAAGGACUGAAUCUUUCCCCAUGUUGAUAAAUGAAAUUAUGUUAAGAUACAUAAAUAAUCAUAUACCAAAUAAAUUAAUCUAGCUAUCCCACACUGGGAGGGGUAUAAUUAAAUGGUUUUUUUUUUUUUUUGAAGCGGGGGGGUGUAUUUAUUCAAGAUGUGUAUGAGUGGCACAGAGUGAAUGGGGAAAACAUUAUGAAUAAUGUUUAUGUUUGUAACUAUCCAUUAAUGGCGUGGUCAAGUAUAUUAUAGCUAUGUUUUUUAAUAAGAAUAAUACUUGCGUUGUUGCUGUCAGUGCUACAUGUGAUGUUGCUUCACGUCACUGCUAUUGUCUUCAUCGUUCCAUAUAACUAUGGUGAUCUCCAUUCUUUUCAAAUAAAUUAAUGUCGGAGAGAUUCAAGGGAAUUCCUGCUGCCUGUAGUGUAUCUCAGGUGAUCCACACAAGCUCGUAUUUCCCAUUGAGACCACAUACUCAAUACAAUCAUUAAAGUGCAGUUAUGCAA